CAUAUCUAUUCUCUCUCUUCCUGCUUUUCAUCCCGAUCCUUCUUCUCACCUGGGCACCGCAGCCGAAGAAAGAAAGAAAGAUGGGGAAAGCCCAAUCCUUCAAGCAACAAUUCACUCCCGGUUCCUUCUUUCUCUCUAUUCAUCUUUCUUUCUUUUUUUUUUUCUCUCGUUGUUAAUCGUUAUUCCCCAUUCCCUAAUUAAUUAAACACUCCGUAAUUAAUUACAGAGAAAAGACUCCAAGAAUCGCAAGACAUGAUUGCCAAAUAUCCUGAUCGUUUGCCUGUGGUUGUGGAAAGAUAUUCAAAAACUGAUCUCCCCGAGAUGGAGAAAAAGAAAUACCUGGUACCACGAGACAUGCCUGUCGGGCAGUUCAUCCAUAUCUUGGGUGCUCGGCUUCAUCUGCCUCCUGGCAAGGCUCUGUUUAUAUUUGUUGAGAACACCUUGCCACAAACAUCUGCCUUAAUGGAGUCCGUCUAUGAAUCGUUUAAAGAUGAAGAUGGGUUCUUGUACAUGUGUUACAGUAGCGAGAAAACCUUCGGCCAUGAAUCAAGUCGACCACGUUAACAUUCUGUACAUUCAUUUGAUGAUACAAUGUGUGCAAAAUAGUUCAUGAACCUUAUUUGGUGAUGUGUAGAAAUAAAAACCAUAUGAUAAUUGUGGAGAUGUCCACAUUUACAUUCUGUACAUUCUUUUGCGCCCAUAAUGGCAAACUUUUAUUUCAAAAAAAAAAAUUACUCCGUAA
Cuscuta campestris is the source of this 742-nucleotide messenger RNA. The record is from the annotation of a GenBank genome assembly. NCBI's taxonomy places the organism in Eukaryota, Viridiplantae, Streptophyta, Magnoliopsida, Solanales, Convolvulaceae.